Molecule: messenger RNA, 2262 nt
Organism: Menidia menidia (Atlantic silverside)
Lineage: Eukaryota; Metazoa; Chordata; Actinopteri; Atheriniformes; Atherinopsidae
Source: the annotation of a GenBank genome assembly
CCCGUCGCAACAGCGCACGAGCCGAUGAACCUACUGGCGUCAAUGGCUUAUAAAAAAUACUAGUAAAUUAAGGGAAACGAAAAAAAAAAUGGAUUCAGAAGAAACAUCGGACAUAUAGCGCACUACAUUAAAUCAAAUACGUCGUCCGGUGGAGGGCAGUUGUAGAUUAAUUUGAUUCAGUGUUUUGGGCUGCUGAUCCAGGAGGAAGCAGACGGUCAAUUGGAAGGUUUCGAUCAGCUUUACAAGCCUGAAUCAUGCUGCUGGGCUUUUGGUUGGUGGUUGUGAUCCUUAUCCACGCCGUUUCCACAGAUGUUGUCCCUCCUCCGGCGAACGUGAAGGUGAACUGCGCAAAUCGGAAGACCACUGUCAGCUGGGAUUACAGGAGAGAGCGACCGCAAACCACUUUCAGAGUAAACAUCAAAGGACCUAAACUGGAUGAAGUGGUUAAUACGGCCGAUCAGCUUUAUGAUCUCACUCAUUCUGUAUGGCAAUCUGGGCAACACUACUUGAACUACCUGGUCGUCACAGUAACGGCUGUACAAGGAGGCAACGAGUCUGAAGCGGUGUCAUCGGAGUCCUUCUCCUUCAACGACUUGAAGACGGUCGAUAAAAAAUGUGUUUUACAGUUUCCUCCAUGGGAUGUCGACGAGGAUAAGAAGAGGAAAGGGGUUACAGUGAGUUUCGAGAAUCCCAUCCACUUCUAUAAGGAACUGAAGAAGGACGCUGAAGACCUUGAAUUCCAUUUCAGCAUAAUUACAAAUCAGAUGCAACAGAAUGUGUCAUGCACAAGGAGUCAAAUUACCUGUAAAGGCGACGUAAAAUUUCCUGAGGGGGUGAAGAAGUGCGUCAGGCUUAAAGGACAUUUUACCACAAAUGGUGUACCUCAAGUAAUGUUUCAAGAGACUCCUAAAAACUGUACCCCUGAGAACAAUUUGGUUGUUCUUACUGUUGUACCGCUGUUUGUCCUCGGCCUUGCAAUCAUCGGAAUAGUGAUUCUCAUCUGUCUGGUUAAAGCCUGGACUAUGGAUAUACCCAAUCCUAAAUUUUUGGAUAUUGAUGAUAAAUGCCAGGACCCUGAAAAGCGUAUCCUCUAUCCCGAAGCCCAGAACGGUCAGAUUUCUUCGCUCCAAGUACACAAGAAUUGCCAGCAGACUUUUGAGGACGACAGUGCCAGCUCUGUAACCGAUUCCCGUGCCAGUUUGUUGUACGCUGAAAGGGGUAAUUUGUGUCCCGAUGGUGGAUACAGAUCAGGCAUUGAGUCUUCAAAUGAAUCGGUGAACGCUGCAUGCGAAGAGGAGGACAACCAGUCUGUGUCGCCGUAUGACCGCCCUCACGUCAUGCAGAUGGACUUGGGGGAUGGAGACAUGGUUGAUGUUUACCGCCGGUGAUGGACUGAUUAAAGUGUAACAGGUUUUUUUUUUUUUUUUUUUCACUUCCAACACUGGCUGAUGAAUGUACAAAAUACACAAAGCUGGAACAUUGAGGGACCCAAGUGCCUUGUUGUGGAUUGUUUUAGGAGGGAACUAUCCAAUAAGGUCUUUAACUGAAACAGUUCUUGCAUCAGAGCAAAUGUGAAUCUGAAAUAGUAAGAAGUCCUCAUAGGACACAGUGGAAUGCUGCACCGUCAAUUCUGGGCCAUUGAGCUACUUGGAAAAAACACAGAAGAUUCAGGGUUGCCUGUCAAAAUGUCCUGCCGCUCAGCAAGCAACUUUUUGUGUGACUUUUCAUCUUUUAAAUAACUGCCACAUUUCCCCUUUUUUUCAGAUUGAAUGAAAACGAAAGAGUGGACACAGCAAUGUGACCAGCUGGUUAUUACUAUGUCACCUACCGUCCUUUUUUGAGGCAGGAUCUGUGUGGAGAUGACAUCAUUAUUGUUUUUGUUUUUUUUUAACUGUAAAUGGGAGUGUACAAAUGAAUGUAGAUUUUCUUUGAUGAAUAUUAAGCUGCUAAGGAAUACAAAGAAGGCAAGAAGGUAAAGUUCUGUUUUGCCUAUAGAAUAUUUAUACUACUGUUUUAGGGACGGCUUACUCAGACUAAUGCAUUGUAAAUAUUUCUUCCAUUAAGUUGUAUCAUACCAUGGAUGAGUUGGUCAGUUCCUGAUAUUAUGAUAAGGGGUCAGUGGAAUAGGUUGUUGCAUGAAAUGUUCAUUUCUUAUAAACUGCAUUGAUGUAUUUUUUUUUUUUUUUUUUUUGUAUUUGUUUUUUCUGAUGAUAAAUGUUUAUUUUUUACAAAGGAUGUUUUUUGCCUCUCUUUUUUUCAGCU